Messenger RNA from Dermatophagoides farinae (American house dust mite), 5473 nucleotides. RefSeq lists its product as uncharacterized. Lineage: Eukaryota; Metazoa; Arthropoda; Arachnida; Sarcoptiformes; Pyroglyphidae. The record is from RefSeq and is a predicted model, not a curated record.
UCGAAAUUCAUCAUCAUUCAGUUUAACGUUUUCAUUCAUUCAUUCAUCCAUUCGAUAACUUACCUGUUCAUUUUGAAAACUGUGGAUAUUCACCUGUGUGUAUGAUGUUUGUCAUGGUGAUGGUGGCGGUCGUCAUCGUUAAAAUAAAAAAAAAAUUGUACCACUACAAUUUUUUUUGAACAUCAUAGGGGCAAAUUUUUUCAGGCAUUGUGUGUUUAUUGUGGAAAAUUGUAGAUUUUGUUUUGUUGUUUAAGAGGCUGCACACAAAUACAACAUACAAGUGGAUAGUAACAGGCUGCCAACAACAACAACAACAACAACAGAAAAAACCGAAAAACCGAUCACGGCAGCUACGACAACGAAGAAAAAAUUCCACAGACACACAUGUGGCGGCUGUCGUCGUGUUGUCGGGUCAAUAUAUAUUUGUGUUUUAAUAUCCACCAUUAUCAUCAUAAUAUCAAAAAUGAAGCCAGAAUAUCUAACCAACCAAAAACAGAGCAACAGUAUUUUCGGCUACUGAAAUGUCCACAACAAAAUCAACAACAACGAAAUUGAUCAAAUAUAAAAAUCUAUCGACAUCAACAAUGGCAACAAUAAAUGGUUCAUUGACCAAUGGUCAUCAUAAUCAUCAUGAUAAUAUUAUUGUUGAUGAUGAUUGUAAUGAUAAUGUUGUUGAUUUGGGUGAACACAAUAAUCGCCUAUCGGAAUGUAUUGGCAAUAUAAAUGGAAUCGAUGAACCAGAUCAUUCGAUCAAUUCGACAAUGAUAAUGAUGAUGCAAUCGACAACAUCCAUGCUCGAUGAUGAUGAUGAUAAUAAUGAUGAUGAUGAUCAAGAAGAAUCAUGUCUUCUUUGUAAUUCUCGAUUCGAUUUAUCUAGACAUAAGCGUCUUGUUUGUAAACAAUGUUCAUUGAAUGUUUGUUUCAAAUGUUCAUUAUAUGAUUUCGAUGCAUGGAUCUGCAUCAUUUGUCAUCAACAACGGACAAUAUCAAACAAUUUCCAAUGUCAAUCAUGGCUUUGUAAACGUAUCGUUAAACAACAAUCUGAACGCGAAUUGUUACAUUUUAUGAAUGCAAAAUUAAGAUAUGAUUCAAAUCGACAAUUGAUCAAUAAGAAAAAUGGUCAUAAUAAUAAUAAUAAUCAUAAUGAUGAUUGUGAUGUUGAACAAAUUGUCAAGAAUGAAAUUACGAAUAACAACAACAACAACAAUAAUAAUAACAGCAAUGGUAACAAAAAUGAUUCAUUAUCAUCAUCGAAUGGAAUCGAUAAUAUAAUGGUGGAAACGAAUGGCGAAUCAUUGGAUGUCGAUAAUCAAAUGAGAAGCAACAAAAAUAUUGAUCAUGCACACAUGAACAAUCGUUAUGAAAAUCUUUUAGCCAUACGUUCGGAUAUGGAAUUAAAUUUGGCCAAAUUAUUAGGCUUUGAUUCGAUUGAUUAUUCACAUAUUGGAUAUAUUUUUGAUGAUGAUCAAUAUAAUCAAUUGAUCAAAACCUUUACACCAUUGUUGGCCAAUUUGUUUACAAUAUUACAACAAUCAAUAUAUGAUUGUGAUUGUGGCCGUGAACCAGAAACAACACCCACUCAAGCUUAUAAUCAAUUAAAAGAAGCUUUACAAAAGAUUAGUGAAAAAUCAUUCGGAUUUACUAAACAAUUGCAUCUACCAUCACAGCCAUUAACAUUGACAGAAGUGGAAGAUUUCAUUAAUAAUUGUCAAUCAUAUGAACACCUGUUGGCACAAUCUAUUGUUAAUCAGAUCAUUGAAGAUGGACAAAGUCGUUUUUUGACUACAGCAUCGACAUCAUCAUUUAAUAGUUUCAAGAGUAGUGCAUCAUUCAUUGAUCAUUAUAGUCAUCAUAAUAGCCAUAUAAAUUUAAAUCGUAUCCGUACGGUUAGUAGCGGUUGCGGUGGUAGUAACUGUGGUGAUGGCCAUUGUUCAGCCAUGAGUGGUGCCAAUAAUAAAAUGGAUAAUGAUCAUUCAAUAUCUUCAUUUGAUGAUCAACAUAGCUACUGUGAUCGACAAUUAACAAAUGAUGAUAUUGAUGAAGCCAUGCAUAAUAAUAAUGAUGAAGAAUUGAAUGAUCAUAAUAAUUAUGGUGAUGGUGAUGAUGAUGAUGAUUAUGACGAUAAUAUUGAAAAUGAUUUCGGUCUUGAAUUAAAUUUCGAACAAUCAAAGGUUUAUUUUCCAGAAGCCGGUCUCGAUUUAAUUGAUUCGAAAAAAUAUUCAUCAACUGAAUCGAAUCUUUCACAAGAUUCUGGUAUCAAGUUGAUUGAUAAUUCACAUUCGUGGCAAGAUAAUUGGUUUUUCAAGAAAAACAAAGAAAAUAAAUCUUAUAAUCAAUAUCAUCUGAAUUCAGAUAUUCAUUUUGGAUAUAUGGCAUUAGCUUUAGCAGAAUCCGUACCAAUGUUGAUACCAAAUCCUAGUCAAGCAAUGAAUCCUAUGUUGGGUGACAUGGAAGCUGAUCAAGUUUCCGAUUUAUCUGAACAUUUAUCCGAAACUGGUUCAAUAGUAUUUUCUUCAGAUGAAGAAGGAGAUGGUCCAAAUGUAGAUACUAUUGAUAGAAUGAAGAAUGUUGAAAAGAAUAACUCUUUGAUUAGUACGAUAUCUCCGAUGGAUAUCGAUGUUAGUAAUACCAUAGCCAAAUCACAUAAGGUAUAUAUUGAAAAUCGUAGAGGAGAAUCGUUUCCAACGGUAACGAAAACAGCAUCGUCAAUCGAUUGUUCAACAUUACAAAAUCGAAAAAAUAAAGCCAUCAUUCAAAGUCUAAGAUGGACUAAAAUCAAAGUGCCAGAUUUUGUGCCAAGUGAAUUACGAACAAUAUGUAAUUCAAUACCAAAUCCACGGCUAGAAAAUUUGGAUUAUAUUCCUACUUUUACGAUGAAACCUGGAAAUGCUUCCAUACACAGUGGAAUUGUGGCACAAUUCUGCUGUAAAGCCCAAGGACUGUUGCCAUUAUAUUUCGCUUGGUAUAAGGAUGGCCAUUUGAUUGCUGCAUCGGCCGAUGAAUCGACUCGACGACCCGAAGAGAUUGAAAAUAGACGAUUAGCUCGAACAUAUUUUGGUGUACGAUUUAUACAUCGCCGAUAUGUCGAAAGUAAUUGUUCCGCAUACCGUUUAAUCGUGUUUAAUGAUAAUGAAUGUAUAUUGGAGCUUAAAAAAUCUAAUCCGAUGCAUGCCGGUAUCUAUUCGGUGGUCGCUUAUAAUCAUGUUGGUCAUGAUUGGUGUGAUUUUAAAGUGACCGUUGAUAGGCAACAUUUUUCUGCUGUUCCUAACCCGUUUAAUCAGCAAUUAUCAUCUAUCGUAAAUAAUAAUCAUCCAAUGUCACCUCGACCUGUAUUAAGGCGGCCACAACAUAAAUCUCGUAAGACAAACAUGAAUGAAGUUUCUCAACUGGUUACUAGGAUAGAAAGUCCCAUGACCACUUUCCUUAAUCAAGCUAAAUUAAGAAAUGAUAUUAGCCAUCGCAAAGUCAAUCAAUCGAGCUCAUCUUUGCCAUCAUCACCUCACGUGAUACAGCAAACAUGGGAAGAAAGAGAGGCAUUAAAUUCAAACGAUCAUAAAUUAUUAUUGAAGAUUAUUCAACAUCAACAAAUGACAUUGCCAACAAGUUCAAAUGUACAAUUUGUUCGUAUCGAUGAUCAUGAUAACACUCUCAAUGUUAAUAAUGGUGGCGGGAAUCUUUCUAAAGUUUCAACCGAUUUAAAUAGUACAAAAUCACCUCAACAAAUCAUAUCGACAGACAUUGUCCAUUCUAAAACAUAUGGAGAUGAUGGACAAAUGUUAGAAGAAUAUGAUGAAACAAUACAAUUAUUACAAAGGGAAAGUCCGAAAAAUUCCAAUGAUCAACUAUCAUCGGAAAAUGUUUCCAUCUCGUCAAAUUCAUUAAAUGAUUCAAUUAAUAUACCUGUGAUGCCAAUAGCUGAACGUGAACAUCGUAAAUGGAAUAAUCCCGAUGUAAAUCUAUUGAAUAAUCCAUAUUCGCCUGAAAAUAUUGAGAAACGUUCAAGACAGAAAAUGAUGUCAUUUUCUCCCGAGCUUUUAUAUUCACCGGAUGCCACAUUGAAUGAUGAUCGAUUGGAUGGAAUGGUGGUGAAACCUAUUGUUGAUGAAGAAGAGUUUGUGCCGGAAGAAAAACGAAAAUUUUUCCAUAGUGCCAGAGAUUUAGAUCGUUAUAAACGUAAUUAUUAUCUACCAAAAAAUAAAAAAUUACCAGAAGAAAAAUAUUCAUUUUCAAUUUUAUCGUCAUUGGGAGGGAGACCUUCUUCGGCGAGAUCAUCUUCGGCUACAUCGAUGAACAAAAAUGAAGGCCACAAUGAAGUCAAUGGACUGUCGUCGACAAACAAUAAAAUCAACGGUGAAAAAAUGGCUGUUAGUCAAAUCAAUGUUGAAAUUGUUGAUAAUAAUUGUAAAAGUACAUCAACAGAACAAUUGGAAUGUAGUGAAAUUUCCAUCAAGAUUAACAACGAUAAUCGUGAUUCGAUGGCAACAACAAGGAUUAAUUCACCAUCCAAUAAUGUUGAAAUUGUUGAUGGUGAUAACAAUACCUCAGCAAUAAAAACAACUAUGAAAUCAAAUGAUUCUAAUCAUCAAACAAUUGUAAAUGACCAGAAUAACAUUAAAUCUAAUCGAAUUGUUGGAGAAAAAACAAGUCCACCUAUAAGCAGGAAUAUGGUCAAAAGUUUGACCUCUCUGUUUUCGACAUCAACUCAGCAUUUACCAUCAUCAUCUUUAUCAUCGCCUUUACCAUCACAACAAAUAUCUAAAUCGAAUUCAUUAUCUCAAAUUCCACAGCAACAGCAGCAACAAAAACGAUUGUCUAAUCUUAAUGCUAAAAAUUAUGCUGUUUACAGUUUAACAGGUCGUUCAAUACCUAAAGAGAUUUGUGAACAAAAUCAAAAGAACUUACCACGGUUUACCGAACAAAAUCGUAUUGGCUUGGCUAAUGAAAUAUCAUCAUCAUCAUCAACAACAACUUCGAUGAAAAAUUCAAGUUCUCAAAUUCAAAUUAAACAAGAACCUAGUGCCACUACGACUUCUAUGACCACUUUAUUCGUUGAACAAAUGACUUUCGACGAAAAUAAUAGUCAACAAUCAAAUGAAGAAAGAAAUUCUUCACGUAAUAGCAAUUCUAGUUUGCGAUCACUAGAAUCUAACGAUUCAACAAUAUCAUCAAGUAUAAAUUCAUUGGAUAAUCAAAUGUGUAACGGGAAACAUAAUGGCAACAAAAAGAAUAAAGGAGCUAUUGGUGCUAUCAAACAAAGAGCUGUUUUCUGGGAAAAACGUAUCGAAGCAAGUCAAAUUUCGGACACUCAAGUACAGGAAAAAUUUCCAACAAUGGAUGGUACGGAACCGAAACCGAUCGUAUCAGAAUAAUUUUUUUCUCGCUAUUUUUACUGCACAAUUCACUUUGAAACAUUCAGAUUCUCUUAUUUAUUUUUCCAUUAUUUAUUUGCAUCAAAUUUAUCUUUUUUACUUUA